Molecule: messenger RNA, 855 nt
Organism: Sorghum bicolor (sorghum)
Lineage: Eukaryota; Viridiplantae; Streptophyta; Magnoliopsida; Poales; Poaceae
Exons: 7
Coding region: 162-683 (173 amino acids)
Biological process (GO): tail-anchored membrane protein insertion into ER membrane
Source: RefSeq, a predicted model, not a curated record
GAUUCUCGCCAUUGUCGCGAUCGCGACGACGUGCACCCGAGUACGCCUGGUUCUGUCGGUCUGUGCCUCUGUGGAGACACGCUGCGAGUCCCAACUCCAAGCCGACCGGAGACGCGCGAGAGAGACCGGGGCUCCACCUCGCGCCGCCGCCGCCGGCGACCAUGUCCCUGGCGUCUAUCUUCGUCUUCCUCUUCGUGUUCGCGCUGCAGCUGGUCGACCGCUACCUCGACCUCGCCAGAAAGAGGGGAGCGCAUAGUGAUGAGCUGACGAAACUGCGGCUUGAAAUCAAGCAACUUUUGAAGGAGGCCGAUCAGUUGUCAACGCCGUCCACAUUUGCACAAGCUGCUAAACUCAAGCGCUUGGCUGCUGCCAAGGAGAAGGAACUGGCAAAAAUGCAGGAACAGGACCUUAAAGGGAAGCAAUCGUUAUACGACAAAUACGCAAAGUUUUUGUUGGUUACUAAGGUAAUAAUUUAUGCCGUGCUCGUUCUGUGCUUUUGGAGUACUCCUGUUACUACAGUUCCCCAACAUCUUCUACAGCCCUUUGGAAAAAUGUUUUCCUGGAGAGGUGUUGAUACUGCCACCGGCCAUGUUGUGGUUGGAAUACUCCCAUGGCUGUUUUUGACCUCUCGGGUCAGCAAGCUGCUGUGCCAAAAAUUCGGCUUCGUCCUCGUGCGUCCGUAGCUCGUUUCCACGAGAAAGUCAGCAAGUUGCUGCACCUAAACAAGCUUCUAGAUCUCUGUAUAAUCACUUGUUCACUUGUUGCCCACAUUUGUUCUGCCGUGCCCGUGUGCUCAAGCGGAUACGUGUAAGAACUUGAUUUUUAUAAAGUUAAUACUAGUAAAACUGUGGAUGA